UGUGUGUGUUGGGGCCUUUUUGGGGCGGGGAGGCAGAGGAAGCCACUUCACAGUUUCUCAUUCUGGAGAGCUUAUUCCGAAGCUAUUCCCCCGGUGACACUUGGCCGAGCCCGGGGCGACCGGGAGGACGCGCUCUGCUCUGCGGCGGUGUGGGCCGGGGAGAGUUGGAACCCUAACCUGGUACAGUUGGGGUCCGGGAAAUAACCGAAACCCCGAUCUGGCCCUCGGAUGGCCCUCCUCCUCGUCCCGGGUGAGGAGCCCCAAGGCUAUGGGGAGACUCGAAAUCGGGGUACUCAGCCCCUCUUUGGAUUUUUUUUUUUUUUUUGCAUGAAGUUCCCCGCGCGUCACCAGAGCGAAAUGUCAGACAGAUUAAGAAUGACCCAAAAGAAAUCAAAGCUUUGUUCCACCGUCAACGUGUACUCUCAAGUGCCUGAUGGAGGAUGGGGCUGGGUAGUAGCUGUUUCUUUUUUCUUCAUUGAAGUCUUCACCUAUGGCAUCAUCAAGUCAUUUGGUGUCUUUUUUACUGACUUAAUGGAAGUUUUUCAUGAAUCCAACAGCAGGAUCUCGUGGAUCAUAUCAAUAUGCGUGUUUGUCUUAACAUUUACAGCGCCCCUGUCCACCGUCCUGAGCAAUCGCUUCGGACACCGGUUGGUGGUGAUGGUGGGAGGGCUGCUGGUCAGCACCGGGAUGGUAGCGGCCUCCUUCGCACACAAGGUUUACCAUAUGUACAUCUGCAUUGGGAUCGUCUCGGGUUUCGGAUACUGCUUCAGUUUUCUCCCAACCGUCACGAUUCUGUCGCAGUACUUUGACAAGAGACGCUCGGUAGUCACUGCCGUUGCUUCUACAGGAGAAUGCUUCGCUGUAUUUGCGUUUGCACCAGCCAUCACGCUCCUGAAGGAGCACAUUGGCUGGAGGCACAGCCUCCUCUUCGUGGGGCUGCUACAGUUGAACAUCAUGGUGUGUGGGGCCCUGCUCAGACCCGUUAUCAUCAGAGCACCAGGGUCUCCCAAAACCACCUCUCACGAACACCGCAAAGAAGUGCAAUAUAUGCUUGAAAACGAGAAAACAAGAACCUCAAUCGACUCCAUUGACUCAGGAGUGGAACUAACUACCUCACCAAAAAACGUGCCUAGCCACCCUAACUCAGAGCCGGAGCCCAGGGGGGACCAGCAGCAGACCCUAAUGUCUGGCUGCAAGCACAAGGAGAAGAAAGCACCGUUGUUGGACUUCUCCAUCUUGAAAGAGAAGAGUUUCAUCUGUUACGCAUUAUUCGGUCUCUUUGCCACACUGGGCUUCUUUGCACCUUCUCUGUACAUCAUCCCACUGGGUAUCAGUUUAGGUAUCGAGCGGGAUCGUGCUGCAUUUUUAUUGUCAACAAUGGCAAUUGCCGAAGUGUUUGGCAGAAUCGGAGCUGGUGUGGUACUCAAUCGAGAGCCGAUCCGCAAGAUCUACAUCGAGCUCAUCUGCGUCAUCUUACUGACUGUGUCUCUGUUCGCCUUUCCUUUUGCCACAGAAUUCUGGGGUCUCACGUCAUGUAGUGUGUUUUUUGGGCUUAUGGUUGGGACGAUAGGAGGGACUCACAUCCCGCUGCUGGCUGAAGACGAUGUGGUGGGGAUCGAGAAGAUGGCUUCAGCAGCGGGGGUCUACGUGUUCAUUCAGAGCAUCGCAGGGCUAGCAGGGCCCCCCCUGGCAGGUCUGCUGGUGGACCAAAGUAAGAUAUACAGCAGGGCCUUCUACUCCUGCUCGGCUGGCAUGGCCCUGGCUGCCCUCUGCCUCGCCCUGGUGAGACCAUGCAAAACGGGACUGUGCCAGCCCCGUCGCUCAGGUGAAACAAAGACAGAGAACCAGCGUGGGAAGACGCUACAGGACAUACCCGAGGACUUCCUGGAAAUGGAUCUGGGGAAAAACGAGCACAGAGUUCAGGCGAAAAUGGACCUAGUAUGACACAUUCUCGGGUAACAAUGGCUGGGAAGCAGGGGAGCCCAGGAGAGAUGGGGAAGUUCUAGAGAAGGCACUAACCACUGGAUGCCACUCUCAAGGGAAAUGGAUAUGCCAAUAGCACUACCAACACCUUUCUUUUCCCUAAGUUUUCCUUUUUGGUUGUUGCGUUUUGUUUUUUUUUUUAAUAUCAAACCAAACAAAUAAAAACACUCAAACAUGUUUCCCCUUAGAAUCUAGCUCUAUUUUGUAGCAAUACCAAGAUCUAUCUUUUGUUUACAAUGUUAAUACAGUGAUAUGAAUUGGCCAAAUGGUCACUUGUAAGAGCACUCGUGAAAACUAUCCUCUGAAAGAAAAUUGGCUAUUCCAAAUUCAAACCCAGGGAGGUGUUACAAAAUUUCCUUAUUUUUAGAAAUAUGAGUUGUUUUUAUAAACAAUUUGAGAAAAAGGCCGAGGCUUCUGUCAAUAAAUCAUGGCCUUUGAAUUUUUGAAGUACUACCUAGAAAUGCAGCACUGUUUAAACCCCAACGUUUGAUUAACAUGCAAAAAGUAAAACCACAUAACAACAUAUAUAACUUGAACUUCAUAAAUGUGAAGAUUCCUUUAUGGCCAGUCAGAACUAGAUGUAUUUUCAUACAGAAGAGACUAAAUUGCAUUUUUUAAAAAAGUGUUUCCUGUUGCUUUUAAUUUUUCAGAAAUAUGUGAUUGUAGUGUCUUUAAUUUAAACCACUAUUUAUUUUUUAAGUUAUUCUAGGAUGAUUCAAGGUAAUCAAAAGAAAGAAGAGGUAAUCUGCAGAAUGUUUUCUUUUUUUACCUCCUUUCCACAAUCCUUUAAAUGUCUAGAAGAAUUCUUCUUGUCUUAUAAAGUUAUCAAAGACCAAUUUAUUCUUCAGUAGCUAAAGGCAAUGUGUGCUAUUUUAAAGGGGGAGAAAAUAAUAGAUGGCUAGUAGCCUUAGUUUUUAAGUGAUCAUUUGUUUUUAUCACCUUAAUACUUGAGGAUCUUCUUUGAUCAGAAUCACAUUUUACUGAAUUGUUGAAGCAUUUCUGACCCCCCCUCCCUUUUUUUUGUUUUUUUUUUUUUUUUGUAACUGUUAAAGUAUUUCACUUAGGAGCAGCAGAGACUGAUGUUACCAUCACAGGUUAUGAGUUUUGUCAUUAACUUGACUUGGGUGACAGUACGUACAUAGUAAUUCUCAUUCUCACAGUUUUGCUCGUGUGAGGAUGAUUCUUCUGCAUCUCACCCUGCAGAUGAUGGUCAAUGCUUGCCACUCCAUCUAGACUUGUCUUUACUAUUCAUUUAUGACAACUCAGGGGGAAAAGACAACAAGCCUAGUUUGGUUACAGGUACACACAAGCUUGAAUAUUUCUCUGCACUGAAAUGAAAGUGACAUAUAGUUCAUUACCACCGGCUACAUUUUUUUUUUUUGUAUAGCAUUCUAUCAGCCAUAGAAAUAGGACAAUCUUUAAAAACUUUGGGGAGGUGACAAAGGAAAUGACAAGUGUCAAAAACAAGACACACCUAAAACAAGGUGCAUGUAGCAAAUCUCUGUCACUGCUUACAUAAAAGCUCUGAGCUGGUGGCAGUUUUGCAAACUUAACCUGACUUCAGCACUUUACAACCUAUUUUGUACUAUGAAUGUUCAAUACAAUUUAAUAUUUAUAACUCAUGUCCAAGGGAUCUGCUCUGUGUCCACUAUGUUAACUGCAUGAGAAAACAAAAUGUAUGCCAAUUCCAGUAUGCCAACAAACAAGGGUUUAAAUGUUUAGAAGAAAAUGAAAACCAGAUGAUUGACUUAUUCUGUAUUAGCGACAUUCUGGUACUUCUAGAUUUGCAAUAAAUUUAUGGCUUCUUA
Molecule: messenger RNA, 3791 nt
Organism: Perognathus longimembris pacificus (Pacific pocket mouse)
Lineage: Eukaryota; Metazoa; Chordata; Mammalia; Rodentia; Heteromyidae
Gene: Slc16a6
Product: solute carrier family 16 member 6
Exons: 7
Coding region: 229-1944 (571 amino acids)
Biological process (GO): monocarboxylic acid transport; transmembrane transport
Molecular function (GO): monocarboxylic acid transmembrane transporter activity
Source: RefSeq, a predicted model, not a curated record